Vicia villosa (hairy vetch) is the source of this 5614-nucleotide messenger RNA. RefSeq lists its product as uncharacterized. The transcript is spliced from 19 exons. Gene Ontology annotation, molecular function: endonuclease activity; ATP hydrolysis activity; mismatched DNA binding. Gene Ontology annotation, biological process: negative regulation of DNA recombination; mismatch repair. The record is from RefSeq and is a predicted model, not a curated record. The coding region runs from base 186 to 2366 and encodes 726 amino acids. NCBI's taxonomy places the organism in Eukaryota, Viridiplantae, Streptophyta, Magnoliopsida, Fabales, Fabaceae.
CACAACAACAUAGACAUAAACAAACCUUGGUCCUAGCUUCCAUUCACCACGACAGCCUCAGGGUCCUCGAAUGGGACAAACUCUCCGAUUUGGUCUCUUCCUUCACCACCACUUCCUUGGGCCGUCGCGCCCUCAAGUUUCUUUAGAUUCUAUCAAGCAAGCAAGAAUCUUUACUAUGGGUGUUCAUGGAACAGGAUCAAUUAUGGUCCCAGAAUCGAACUUAUGAAGAAAGUCUCAAACUUCUCGAAGAAACCAAUGCUGCUGUUCAAAUGCACAAUCAUGGCUCUUGCAGGUUGCACUUUGGUCACAUUGAUGCUAUGCUGGUGCAAACUGCGAUUCAAAAUGCACGGAGAACCAUACCGGUUACUGGCUAUGAGGCGAGAGCUGUUUUGGCUCUUCUUCAGAGUUCUGAUACAUUGCAGGGUGAUUUAAAGACUACAAUUAAGCAAGAUAAAGAUUGGUAUAGUCGUUUCAUGCCUCUUACAGAAGUGAUAAUGGAGUUUGUCGUUAAUCGAUCUUUAGUUAAAGAGAUAGAACAAGUUAUUGACGAAGAUGGCUCUAUCAAGGACUCUGCGAGUCCAGAGUUGAAAAAGUCACGUCAACAAGUGCAAGUGCUUGAGAGAAAGGUACAACAAUUAAUGGAAAGCUUAGUCAGAAAUGAAAGGAGUGAAACAUCAAUGCUUGAAGUGAAUAACAUUGAUGGUAGGUGGUGCAUAAGAGUGGAUUCUGGACAGAAAACAAGUUUUAAGGGUCUAUUGUUAUCCAGUUCAGGAGUAGGAAGUACUGUAGAACCACUUUCUGCUGUUCCCUUAAAUGAUGAGUUGCAGCGAGCAAGAGGUUUGGUUGCAAAGGCCGAAGCAGAAGUGCUCUUGACAUUAACCAAAAAGAUUCAGCUGGAUGUUGAUGAUAUUGAAAAUAUACUAAACAGUUUGGUUCAGCUAGACGUGAUUAAUGCCCGUGCUACGUAUGGUCUUUCAUUUGGAGGAUCAAAUCCUCAUAUAUUUCUGCCUGAUAGUAAUAGCUCUUCUACUGCUCAAUCCUUAACAAGAAAUGACAAUUCCAAUGGACCGUUAUCCAGCAAUAGGGAAUGGAUAUUGCAUCUUCCCAAAGCUUAUCAUCCUUUAUUGCUCCAGAGCCACAGGGAAAAAUCAAAGAAGGCCAAAGAAGAUGUCGCUACUUCAGUUGCUGCUCUGGACAAAGGCCAACCACAGCCAGUACCGGUUGACAUUUUGGUAUCUAAUAAAACUCGUGUUAUAGUUAUAACGGGCCCUAAUACUGGUGGUAAAACGAUAUGUUUAAAGACUGUAGGAUUGGCUGCUAUGAUGGCAAAAUCAGGUCUCUAUGUUAUUGCUUCAGAAUCUGUGCAAAUUCCUUGGUUUGAUUCUGUUUUUGCUGACAUCGGUGAUGAGCAGUCCUUAUCACAGUCUCUGUCUACGUUCUCUGGUCACCUGAAACAGAUAAGUAAUAUUAAAUUACAAUCAACAAGACAGUCACUGGUGCUACUAGAUGAGGUAGGUGCAGGAACAAACCCCCUUGAAGGAGCAGCACUAGGAAUGUCAUUAUUGGAAUCUUUUGCGCAAGACGGUUGUUUAUUGACAAUAGCAACGACUCAUCACGGUGAACUUAAAACCCUAAAAUACAGUAAUGACGCCUUUGAAAACGCAUGUAUGGAGUUUGAUGAAGUAAAUUUGAAGCCAACUUACAAAAUUCUCUGGGGCAUACCUGGGCGCUCAAAUGCAAUCAAUAUAGCCGAGAGGCUGGGACUGCCAUCUGCUGUUAUAGAUACUGCUCGUAAGUUAUAUGGUUCUUCUAGUGCGGAGAUUGAUGAGGUGAUUACUGAUAUGGAGAAGUUAAAACAAGAUUACCACCAGCGAUUAACUGAAGCACAUUAUUAUCUGAUACAAUCCAGAAGACUUCACAGUAGUCUAUUGAACACCAGGAGAAAGAUCACGGAACAUAGUACUAGUCUUCAGCUUAAAAAACUUAGAGAUGUAUCUGAGUCUGCAGCGAUGGCAAGAUCCAUUCUUCACAAGAACGUCAGGGAGCUGGGUGCAUCAGCUAAGAAAUCUUCUCAGCACAAUAAAACCAUUAAGAGCUCUCAUGUAUCAACAACAACAAACAACCUCCAUACUGCAUCAGAUAACAACAAAUCUACUAUUACAGAUAGAAGUCCAUCUGAUGUUAAAAAAAUUGACAAAUCGUCAGAAGAUAGGUUUGCUGUUCCUAAAGUUGGUGAUACAGUGCAUGUCUCUUCCCUUGGGAAAAAAGUGACCAUUUUGAAAGUGGAUUCAUCCAAAGGAGAAAUUGUAGUUCGAGCUGGAAUCAUGAAGUUGAAGCUAAAAGUAACUGACAUUCAAAGAUCAUAAAUGGGUAAGUGUUUUUUUGUGCAAUUGAAUUGAGUUUGAUCAUAAAUUCUGCUCAUUAAGACGGAGUGUAAAUAGUAAUUAGUUGAAGUUUUUUUAUAUCAUAUUUAGAAUUAGCAUUCAUAAUUUUCUACUGAAUUGGUGCUCUGAUUACUGCCACUUGUAUUCUUUAAAUACAUCUUAUUAAUUAUUUUACUAAAUAUGAAAUACAGAGUAUAUUUCUACGAAUGAUGUUGUAUGUCACGAAAUUUUCUUCACAGCUAUGUCACGACGAUGGCAGUUAUAUAGAUGUGAAAUAAUAUUCUUCUGUAUGUCACACUAUACCCUCUGUGUUUUCAGGCAAAGACCCUAGUUUAAUUGGUUGUUGAAUUAUUUGUGGAGCUUUCGCGAUUAAGUCAGUCGUGCUAAAUAGAUUUGAUGUAUUUCUAUAUGGUAUCAUUCACAUCAAGAAUUCCAAUGGUUUUUGCUUCCGUUCUGUUUUUCUUUCAUUCCAUAUAAUGUUUGACUUCGUGUAUUCAGUUCCAACAAUCACUUGGAACAUUUCUCAUCCAAAAUUGAAAUAUCUCAACCAGUUCAAGUAUACCGUGAAAACCACCAUGUUCAAAUCACAACAAUGUGACUGAGCAAUGCUAACUAUUUUUGAUGGUCGCACUCCGUUUGUUGUAUCUCAGAAGGAUAUGGUGGGUGCAGACUGCAUUGGAUGUUGGAACAUGGUUAGUCAAUUCCGUGACGGAAGGGGUAAGUGUAAAUUAUGUGUUAAGCUACUCCAAAAUACAUUGGGAUUCUGAAAUGUACUUUGAUAUGAAAAAUCAAUCUCAAAUUUAUGAAUUAACACUAAUUUGAAGAAAAUCAGAAAGCUGAAGAUUCACCCACAAUGAUUUUUUAAUGGAUAUGAGUGGAAGCCACCUGAAGACAACAAACAUUACAUGAAAAUGAUGAAUGUUAGUCGUCUCUUCAAGUUUCUUGUAGGUUUGAUUGUGGAAUUCAAUGAGGUUCAUCGCCAAAUGCUAGGCAAAAAUCCAAUCCCUCUAUUUAUUGAAGUCUUUGCAAAAUAACUUCUCAAAGAGAGUCGUCGGAAAACUGUGCUUGAAAGAAAGACAAUUGUUGUUCCUCCACCUAUAGAAGGAUUUGUCUUAGCCCUUUCUCGUGUUAAUCACAAACUGCUUCCUAAUCAACAAUGUGGGGACAAGACUUAUUUAUUUUGUGACUAUUGUGGUCGCAAUCAUCUCACUUGAGAAACUUGCUUUAAACUACAAGAGAGGCCAAACAAUGAAAACCAUCUUAUGUCUACGAGCAAAUGAGGCUGACAUUUGUCUCUGUUUACGAAGGAGCAUAUGGAUCACCUUCUUAAGUUUCUAAAGUUUAAUUCAUCCUUUAGUGUUCAUGUUGGAAUUGUGGCAUAAACAUAUAAGGAUCCAGGGGGCUCAGAACACAUGGUUAAUUGCUCUCAUCUAUCCGGUUCUUAUUUUCCUAGUUCAAGUUUUGAAAAAGUUGGGAUAGAUGAUGAUAGUUAUUAUAGUAUGGCUUACAAAGACAUCAUAAAUUUUUUAGAGCAAAUCACUUUGCAAUAUGUUUUACAUGUUUUUAAAUUUGUUUGCAAUCUUCUUUCUGUUCAUAAUCUGUCUAAGAAACUAAUUGUUUUGUUCUUCUAUUUAGUUUUUUAGAACUACAAUUCAUGGAAAAUGAUGGGAAUUUUUAGAGAGAUAAAUAAGUUGUACUUAGGCACAAGAAGUGCCAAAGGACAACAAAAAACCCAACAACAAAAGCAACCAAGCUAUAACUCAAAACUACUGCUCCACCAACAAAAGAACAAGGAACAGGAGGCAAAAAUCAAACCAUUUCAGCAUAAUGUCACGAAUUUCCCUCUAUUCAAUGGGAGAGGGGUGUGGAAAUGGUGUCCUGAACCAAGCAGGUCCACAUUGUUGAAUGGCAAAUGGUGCCAUGGUCGAGACAAGUUUUUUACAGUUGAAAAACAUAUCAAAGUAGGUCUCAAAAGCUUCCUUAGACGCAUCUUUGCCAUCAUCUGGAGUAAGUUGAGCAAGCCUCAGACCUUCGAUACCACCUCUAGUUUAGGCAAUAUGCUGGAUUUCAGAGAAUGUUCGAAAGUGACAUUAAGUCACAACUGUAGGAGCCAGAUGGGGCCACCCACCUGGCAACUUUUAGGAUUUUUUUCAUUCCUUGAGGUCACGAGAUGCUAACCCCAAAGAUUCAUAGAGGCCACAUAAGAUCAGUUUGUUGAGGCAAAUAUUCCUCCCCUCACAAAGUUGGGUGGCCAGAGGUACAAAUAUUUUGGCCAAUAAGAUGGAGCGGGAACAGAAAACAUAACGAGAAAGCCAAUAAGAAAAGCUAUGUGUUCAUGAUCUCUCACAUUAUGCGUCGAAGCAUAAUGCUCGUCGUUGAAUGUGCUAUAGUCUGUUUUGGUAAAUAAAAAUUCGGGUUUGGUCUUAGUGAUUGCUGAAGGUUCAAAGGGUACUCCAGUUGGUCGAAGACCAACAAUAGCAACGAUGUCGAAGAGCGUAUGGGUUACGAUCCCACAAGUUAGUUGAAAUGUAUUGGUGGUGGUUUCUCAUAAGCACAUGGCAGUAAGGAGCAUAUGAGGGUUAUACCCAGGGCCAACUCUUGAGAGUUUUAUUAGGUCAAAAAUAUCCUGGUCUUUCAAUAUUUGUUUCUUCUUUUGUUGAUCCCUAUUCAGCCCCUGGAUAUAUGAAGAGUCGUCAUCAAUCGGAGGAGAUGAUCGAAAUAUCUGAUUCUUCAUGAAGCUAAAAUCAAAAUGGGCAUCAUGGAAAACCAAGGGUUCACAUGAAGGGUAGCUGGGGAAGAAACGUUUCAGAACAUAAGGUUUCUUAACAUGCCUAAGAUGGAGACUCAUGAAAGCGAAAGUGGUACCUGAAAUGGAGUAAGGAAUCAGUGCUUUAGAAUACCAAACUAUUAUUUUCCCGUCCUCCAGGGGAGGCUCCGGGACAUAUGGGCGAUCAUCUAUAAGAAGGGGGCCUUUAAUGUUGGCAGGAAAAUGAGCGUAUGGAGCAGGCUUGAAUGCGCGUUUAGGAGCCAUUGUUGAUUCUCAAAAGCUUUUUAAGAAGAAAAUGUGUGGAAAAAGAUAAUAGGAGUCACAAAAGCUAUCUAGGGUUUUUCUUUCUUUUCCAGGAAAGGAAAUGGUGAAAGAGGAGAGAUUUGUUGAAGGAGCAUUUAAAUAGCCAGAAAAGAGGAAGGAAACAUUUUGAUUUCCCUCCAAAAGGAUGGAGACAACUGGC